Messenger RNA from Rosa chinensis, 2193 nucleotides. RefSeq names its product (-)-germacrene D synthase. Bases 1 to 2049 code for a protein of 682 amino acids. Gene Ontology annotation, molecular function: terpene synthase activity; magnesium ion binding. The transcript is spliced from 10 exons. NCBI's taxonomy places the organism in Eukaryota, Viridiplantae, Streptophyta, Magnoliopsida, Rosales, Rosaceae. Gene Ontology annotation, biological process: diterpenoid biosynthetic process. The record is from RefSeq and is a predicted model, not a curated record.
AUGCUCCGCCCGGACACGCCACAAACAGCCCAGCACCAAGCUGACAAUCCUACCCAGGUCCAAAUGCGAGAUCGACAUGAGAUCCCUCCGGGAUCGGCACCGCCGCAAUUAGAUCUGGACAGCCACAGCCCAACCAGCCGGGACGAUGACAUUAAGAAACACCGCCGGAGCCCCGAGAUCCGCCGCUACACCAACCGCUACCAUCACCCACAAACCGAGAAGGCCGAUCGAGAUCGAUCCGCCAACACUGAAACGACAACCACCCGGCCACCAACCCAGAGCCACACCGUAGCCUUGGAACCCCUCCACAGUUUAGCCACAGCCUCCCCUCCCGGACCGGAGCGCAUCGACGGAGGAGCCAUCGGCGUUCGGCCGGGAGAGAAAGCACGCCUUCGGGCACGAACAGCAAAUGCCAGUAGCACUCUUGAUGUUGAUCGACGUUCAGCUAAUUUUUCUCCCAGCAUUUGGGGCGAGUAUUUUCUGUCAUAUGCAUCGAUGGAAACUGCAGAUAUUGAAUCCAACCAAAGUAUCCAAGAACUGAAGGAAGAAGUGAAGAGGAUGCUAGUGAGUUCUUUGUCUUUACAAAGAUUACACUUGAUUGAUUACAUUCAGCGCUUGGGGUUGUCCUACAAUUUUGAGGAUGAGAUUUACCAACUUUUACAUCAAAUUUACAACCGGACCUAUUCUUCUUAUGAUGAUGAUGAUGAUGAUGACGACGGCGACCUUCACACAGUUGCUCUCCGAUUUCGGCUGCUUAGGCAACAAGGUUUUAAGGUUUCAUGCAACAUGUUCAACAAGUUCAUCGAUGUUGAUGAGAAAUUUAAGGAAUCAUGCGUUGCUGAUGUAGUAGGAUUGCUAAGUUUGUACGAAGCGACACAUCUAAGGACACAUGGAGAUGAUAUAUUAGAUCGAGCACGGUACUUCACCACCACUCAUCUUGAGUUUGCAGUGGCAGAACACGGCCGUUUAAGCCCCCCGCUUUCAAAACAAGUAGCUCAUGCCUUAUAUCAACCACUCUGGAAGGGAAACCCAAGGAUUGAAGCGAGGCAUUACCUCUCUAGCUACCGGGAACUAAAUACUUCACAUUUUAGCGAAAGUCUUUUGACUUUUGCGAAGUUGGAUUUCAAUCAAUUGCAGCAAAUCCAUCAAAAAGAACUAAGUCACAUCACAAGGUGGUGGAAGGAGUUGGACUUUGUCAACAAACUACCUUUUACAAGGGACAGAAUAGUAGAGUGUUACUUUUGGUCUUUGGGAGUCUACUUUGAGCCCAAGUAUCAUUUUGGGAGGACAACAUUAUGCAAAGUUCUUGGCUUACUAACCAUGAUUGAUGACACUUACGAUAUGUACGGCACACCUGAAGAACUAGAGCUCUUUACUGAAGCUAUUGAGAGGUGGGAUAUCUCUGCCAUGGAUUCAUUGCCUGACUAUAUGAAAGUUUGCUAUGGGGCAUUGUUGAAUGUCUACACUGAAAUUAAAGAUGAGCUUGCAAAGGAGGGAAACUCGUAUCGCAUCAACUAUGCAAUAGAAGCAGUGCAAAUUCAAGUUAGAUCUUACUUAGAGGAAGCCAAAUGGUUCCACCAAAAGUACACACUGAAAACCUUUGAUGAGUAUAUGUCGGUGGCACUUGUUGUCACACAACAUGCUGGUGAUAUUCUUACAAGAGAUUCCUUGGACUGGUUGUUCAGUGAUCCUAAAUUUGUAAAGGCUUCAUCGAUAAUUGGGAGACUCUUGAAUGACAUCCGAAGCCACAAGCUUGAGCAAAAGAGAGGACAUGUUGUCUCAGCUGUGGAAUGCUAUAUGAAAGAACACUGUGCUACAGAAGAAGUAGCGGUGAUUGAACUGACUAAACAUGUAAAUGAUGCAUGGGCGGAUGUAAACGAAGGAUUGCUUCACCCUAUCGCUACUGUCCCUAGGCCACUACUAUUGCUAAUUCUCAAUUUUCUACGCGUAACUGAUGUUAUAUACAAGCGUGAAGAUGGUUAUACUCAUGGUGGAGUUGUGCUCAAGGAUUAUAUAACUUCUCUUCUUGUCGAACAUGUUCCAAUAUAGGUUAUAAAUCAAUAUUGGACCUGUUAUAAAUCAAUAUUGGACUUGUUCUUGUCCAUAUUAUGAUAAAUAAUGGACUCGUCUGAGGCUGGGUCCCUUUGUGGUAGAAAUUAAAAUAAGUACCGAGCCAGUGCUUAAGGGUUGUCG